AUGACACUCCGCAUCAUUGACCUGGACUGGGACCAUGCAGAUGGUAUAUAUCUCCGACAAGCUCAAGAAAAAGAGUUAGCAGAGCGAUAUGGACAAGACGACUCGGGGGACCCCGGCGUAGCCCCCACUUCUGUCAACAUCACCUUCUUCAUCGUAGCUUAUAUCGACGACCAACCCGUCGGUUGCGCUGCAUUACGAGCUUUGCCUCGUCCAGAUUAUCCAGGAGAUGCGGAGAUCAAGCGUAUGUUUGUCAUUCCCGAUAAGCGUGGAAGGAGGUUGGGUGUAGCAUCCGCAAUCCUCAAGGGGCUUGAGGAACGCGCUCGGAAUCGAGGCUGGACGAAAGUUGUACUUGAAACUGGGACGCCUCAACCUGAUGCUAUUCGUUUCUAUACGAGAGAAGGGUACACGCCAAUUUCAAAUUUUGGGGCGUAUGCCAGUGUCGAGACCUCUCGUUGCUUUGAGCGGGUGAUUUAA
Molecule: messenger RNA, 474 nt
Organism: Cadophora gregata
Lineage: Eukaryota; Fungi; Ascomycota; Leotiomycetes; Helotiales; Ploettnerulaceae
Exons: 1
Coding region: 1-474 (157 amino acids)
Molecular function (GO): acyltransferase activity, transferring groups other than amino-acyl groups
Source: RefSeq, a predicted model, not a curated record